This is a messenger RNA of Episyrphus balteatus (marmalade hoverfly), 3357 nucleotides long. RefSeq names its product aspartate--tRNA ligase, mitochondrial (gene AspRS-m). Gene Ontology annotation, biological process: aspartyl-tRNA aminoacylation. Gene Ontology annotation, cellular component: cytoplasm; mitochondrion. The coding region runs from base 59 to 3133 and encodes 1024 amino acids. The record is from RefSeq and is a predicted model, not a curated record. The transcript is spliced from 11 exons. Gene Ontology annotation, molecular function: ATP binding; aspartate-tRNA ligase activity; nucleic acid binding. Lineage: Eukaryota; Metazoa; Arthropoda; Insecta; Diptera; Syrphidae.
AUUCUUUUUUUUUAAAUUGCUUCAAAGUUUGCAAUUAUUUAUUAUUUUAUAUAAAAUUAUGUAUUUAAUUUCUAGGUCUUUAAAUAAACGUGCAAUUUUCGGAGUUAGUUCUUCGAUUCAGCAAAUCUACAAGACGCCAUUUCCAUAUCCAAGCAAAAAGGAAGAAAAUAUAAUGUGGAACAAUAAUCAUCAGAAUAACAACAGAGGAGGUCCUUCUCCUUGGAUUAAUAAUGGCAAUAAUAACAACAAUAGCAUGUAUGACAAUUUUUCGAUUGGAAACUUGCCAUUCUUUUCAAAUAACUUGAAUACAAAUCCUCCUCCACCACCUCCAUUGGUGGUAAAUUGUGGUGAACUCCGUCCCGUUCACGAAGGCAAAUAUGUUGAAAUGACUGGCAAGUUUAUUAAAAAACGUAUUGGACGAUUUGGUGAAUUAAGAGAUAGAAAUGGAGCAACACAAUUGGUCAUAUCUGAUGAUAGGAAUCCUCGAAUUUCUCGCCGAUUCCAAAACAUGCCAUCUGAAUGUAUUCUGACAAUUGUUGGAACAGUUCUAACUAGACCAUUUGGCUCUCGAAAUGUAACAAUGCCUACUGGAGAAAUUGAAGUUGAAGUCGAAGAUGUAUUGAAUUUAGCACGAGUGCCUGGUCGUCGCGGAGCAGAAAAACGAUCCUACAGUACAAUGUCAGAUAACAAAAAAUCUAUUACAAGCACGGAAUAUAAAAUGGCAGGAAAAACUGAAAAUAUUUUAAAACAUUUUGAAAAUCGUGAAUACACUUGCAAUGAUUUGCGUAAAAAUCAUGUGGGACAAAAUGUCACAUUGGUUGGUUGGGUUUCAAAUACAACCAAGACAAAAUUUCAACAUUUAAAAGAUGGUUAUGGACAGACUCAAAUUAUUAUUGAAGAAAAAGAAUUACUUGAUACUUUUUCUUCAGCUACACCUACCUGUAUUGUACAAGUUAAGGGAAAAGUUUUGGCUAGACCUGCAACUAAUAUUAACAUGAAAUUUGAGACCGGCGACAUUGAAAUAAAAGUAGAAUCGGUAAAAAUUCUCAACGCUGAUGAACCAUACGAUGGACCAGUUAAAGAGAAAGUACAAAAAAUACCAAUUGGAAAAGUUAAAGAUACCGACGACGGCUCCACGGACACAUCUGCACCAGUUUCCGGAAUAGCCGACACAAACAAAUUUACAAUACGAACUCAUAAUUGUGGUGAAUUGAGUGGUGCAAAUGUUGCAGAAAAAGUCAAUAUUGCUGGUUGGCUGGAGUUUCAGCGUAUGGGCAAAUUUCUUGUGUUACGCGAUGGCUAUGGCCAAACACAAGUUUUACUCUCGGAUAAAUGUAAUAUUACAGAAAAAUAUCCUGAUGGCAUUCCAUUGGAAUCAAUUGUUCGUGUUGAAGGAACUGUAAUUCCAAGACCUUCGAAUAUGCUUAAUCUGGCUAUGAAAACCGGUGAAAUUGAGAUCGAAGCAACUGAUAUUGAAGUACUGAAUCCAUCUAAGAAGAAUUUGCCUUUUGAAGUAAGAGGACAUCAGAGAGCGAAUGAAACACUACGUAUGACGCAUCGGUAUCUUGAUUUAAGAUUUUCAGAUAUGCAAAAGAACUUACGCCUUCGAUCAUCAAUUCUCAUGAAAAUGCGUGAAUUUCUUAUCAACUAUUUAGGUUUCGUUGAAGUCGAAACACCAACGUUGUUUCGCAGAACGCCUGGAGGAGCUCAGGAAUUUGUUGUUCCCACGCGAAAGCCAGGGCAUUUUUAUUCGUUGGUACAAAGCCCACAACAGUUCAAACAGAUGCUUAUGGCUGGAGCCAUAGAUCGAUACUUCCAAGUAGCACGUUGCUAUCGUGAUGAAGCGACGCGACAAGAUCGUCAACCGGAAUUCACUCAAUUGGACAUAGAAAUGUCAUUUACAACACAAAAAGACGUAAUGUCAAUGAUUGAAGAGACUUUAAAGUUUUGCUGGCCCAAAGAACGUGGAACUAUUGAAACACCGUUUGAAAUAAUUUCUUACGAUGAAGCUAUGUCUAAGUAUGGUUGCGAUCAGCCCGAUGCUCGUUUUGAACUUUUGUUAAAUGACAUAACAGAAAUUGUUAAAGAUUCUGAAACAAUUCAAAACAAAUUUAAAGAUCUCGGUGUUUGUUUAAUUCAUGUUGACAAAUCUAUAUCAUUACUUGAUGCUCCAACCAGAAAACAUUUAGAACAAAUUGGCAAUGAUUUUGAUGGUACAUUCUAUUUCCGAAAAUUUAAUAGUAGAAAAGAUGCUAAAGAUAGACUGACUAAAUAUUUGGGAGCAGAUGGAGCGAAGAACACAGUCGAAAAGUGCAAUAUACAUGCAGACGAUCUGGUUUUCCUAGCGAUCGGCGAAAAAGUUAAUACACGAACUUUAAUGGGCCGCCUUCGUCUGGAUUAUGCUGACUUGUUAGAAGAAAAUGAACUUUUGCCUCGACGUAAAAAAAUGAACAAAUUCCUUUGGGUAGUAGAUUUCCCAAUGUUUUUCAAAACCGAAGAUGGCGGUUACGAGAGUGCCCAUCAUCCAUUCACAGCUCCACAGGAUGAAUAUCUUGAACAGCUGAAGAAUAAAGAAAAUUUGGAAAACAUUAAAUCACAAGCCUACGAUUUAGUACUUAAUGGAAAUGAAGUAGGUGGCGGUUCAAUUCGUAUUCAUAACAAAGACUUGCAGAAAUUUGUUUUAGAAGAAAUUUUGAAAAUUCCACAUGAACAUCUCAAUCAUUUGCUUAGUGCACUUGAAAGUGGAUGUCCACCUCAUGGAGGUAUUGCAUUGGGUAUCGACAGACUGAUGGCAUUUAUUUGCCAAGCUAGAUCAAUUCGUGAUGUGAUUGCUUUCCCCAAAUCUCUAAACGGAAGAGAUCCCCUCUCGAAAGCACCUGUUCCAAUUUCUGAUGAAGAAAAGAAAUUAUAUCAUUUAGUUAUUGAUGGUGAUGUGGACAAAGAUGAAGAACCUGAACAAAUGGAAAUUGAAGAUGUAGAAAAACAUAGUGAAAGUGUUAAGGCAGAUAAAAAAGAAGAAGUCAUAGUUAGUGAUAAUAACGAGGAAGAAGUUGAAGAAUCAAAGAAAAUUGUUGAAAAGAAGCAAAAAGUUGAACCAAUUAAAAAAACCCUCAGAAAAGGCAUUUUAAAAUAAUAAAACAACAAUAUGCAUUUUUUUAUUGUUUAAUUUAUAUAUUAAAAAAAAAAACAACACAAAACAUUAUAAUAUCCUAGAUUCAAUAGAAAUUGUAUUUUAAAAUUUAUUGUCAUGUGUGUGUUCUGUUUGACAUUUUUAUUUUACAUUAUCAUUACAUGCAUCUAUGUAAUGAUUUAUUGAAAUGUAUUUGUAAUAAAACGCAUAUAAUUGUUUACAUCUCA